AUGUCCAUGCCUACACCAAUCCCUGUUACCCUCAACAACCCUCCUAACCCCCAAACCCGCGAAGAUAUCAUCGAUGCCCUGGAUCGUGCCAUCCUCGGCCUCGAUACAGCCGACAGCCGACUCUUUGACUCUGCCUUGUUCCCUGAUUCAACCUUCGACCUUCAUGGUACCGUCAUGAGUGGUCUGCCCAAUAUCCGCAAAGACUGCUACGACAAUAUCUCAAAGAUGGAUACCACCCACAUCCUCAGCAAUAUUCGUGUUAGCAUGGUCGAGGGAGAUGAGAACAAGGCCAAGCUUACGGCGUCAGCGCUCGCGCAGCAUUAUCGCCCCGGGGAGGGAAAAGUGAAUGAUACGUCGAGAUUGUUGGGUGGAGGUUUGUACUACUGUGAUGUUGAGAAAGAUGUAGCCGGUGAUGGCUUAUGGAAACUUAGGAACUGGGUGGUGAAGCUUACUUGGACGGAAGGGGAUUGGGGGGUAUUCAAGGGGUAA
Aspergillus luchuensis is the source of this 489-nucleotide messenger RNA. Its product is annotated as nuclear transport factor 2 family protein. NCBI's taxonomy places the organism in Eukaryota, Fungi, Ascomycota, Eurotiomycetes, Eurotiales, Aspergillaceae. The coding region runs from base 1 to 489 and encodes 162 amino acids. The record is from RefSeq and is a predicted model, not a curated record. The transcript has a single exon.